GACCCGCUCUGGGCGAGUCAUGCUCUUCUCAGCAACAGGCGCCCGGAUACAUAAGGGGGUAGAAUACCAGCUUCCUGUGGGCAGGGAUGUUGUUGAGCCUGUGGAGGGAUGUGCAUUUAUCUGAACAGAGCUCAGGUUGGGCCAGUUUGGUGCAGCAAGGUCGGUGAGCAAAGGAGGGGUACGUGGCCCGGGUGAGAAUGGGUGAGAGGCUUCACCUGCAGGUGUCUCAGACCAUGCCUGGCUUUGAGCUGCUGCUGUGGCCCCAGCCUCCCAGUGCAGCCCCAGGCUGUGCAGAGAAACAGCCACUGGCCAUGGGGCCAGCGCCAGGGAUUGAAGAGCAAACCAACAAGGUGUCACCUGGAAGGGAUGCUACCAAGCCGUGCACAGUCAUCUCUCCCCAGUGGGACCCUGCCAUCGAAGGAGCAGCAAAACAGAACCCCCAGUUUGGACCUGAACCCCAGGGAGAGACUCCCAUAGGCCCUUGGGAGGAGGAGGAGGAGGAGAGUGAAGGAAAAACAGUGCCUCUGUCAGACGGCCCCAGAGAGGGGUUGCAGCUGCCCCGGAGUACCCCGUCUGUAGGUCCGGAUAGUCCAAGCCCCAGUGACAUGGCCUCCUCACCCAUGACUCCUGGUAGGGGCCCAUGGCUCAGCCCCCACUUGGCUAACAAAUCCUGUAAGCUGUUUGGCCCUGGGCGUUUCCCCAGUGUCAAGAGCUUGUCUCCCCAAGCCCACCAGGGUGGAGAGACAGAGCCUUCAGGCUUCACCAAGCCUCCCAGGGACAGGAGGAGCCCAAAGAGCACUGCCCAGCACCUCUCGAGGCACUACCUUUGUGCGGUGUGCAGCAAGGCCUUCCUGCAGCUCUGCCAUCUGAAGAAGCACCGGUUUGUGCAUGCUGGGCACAAGCCGUCCCUCUGCACAGAGUGCGGCAAGAGCUACAGCUCUGAAGAGAGCUUCCAGGCCAACAUCCUGGGACAUCAGGGAGUGCGGCCCUUCCCCUGCCCCCGAUGUGACAAGGCCUAUGGCACCCGCCGUGACCUAUGCCAGCACCAAGUGGUACACUUGGGUGCCCGCCCCUUCACAUGUGACCGGUGUGGGAAGGCCACCCGACGGCCUUCCUUACGGCCCCACCACAAGACGCACCAAGUGCCUGCCCCCACCCCGUGCCCCUGCCCCAUCUGCAGAUGCCCCCUGGCUAACCGAGGCUCCCUGCAGAACCACAUGUGCUUCCACACGGGAGAGAAGCCUUUCCUGUGCCCCUAUUGUGGCCGGGCCUUCCACCAGUAUGGUAACCUGUGGAGACACCUGCACCUUCACACUGGCUAUAGGCCCGACUGCUGCCCGCACUGCACGGAUGCCUUCCCUCAGCUGCCAGAGCUGCGGCAACACCUAUCUCAUAGAGGCGAGGCCCUUCUCUGCCUAGUGUGUGGCAAAGCCCUGCGGAAUCCCCACACACUCCGAGCCCAUGAACACCUGCAGUCUGGUGAAAGGCUCUUUUCCUGCCCACAGUAUGGCCAGGCAUACACUCUGGCCACCAAGCUGCGACGCCACCUCGAGUCUCAUCUGGCAGACAAGCCUUUCCGCUGCCCAACCUGUGGCAUGGGCUACACCCUGCUGCAGAGCCUCAAAAGGCACCAGCUCAGCCAUCAGACUAAGACCACCAGCAGCUUCGCCUCUGCCCCAGCCAAGCCGCCAAGCGAAGGGGAUGCCUCCCCCACCCCAGCCUCUCUCCCAGCGGAUGUCAUGGAAGUCACCAUUUUAGAGAAUGAGGACAGAUGCCUUGUGGUUCAGGAAGAGCCAGGCCCCGGACACAACCUGGUCGUCAUUCAAGAGAGUGGGGUGGGGUUCAGCACUGUGGCGUAGGUGACAGGAGCCCAACACAGCAGCAUCAGUGCCCAGGACGACGUGCCCCCAAGCACAUAA
This is a messenger RNA of Vombatus ursinus (common wombat), 1919 nucleotides long. It is a transcript of the gene ZNF408, whose product is annotated as zinc finger protein 408. Gene Ontology annotation, molecular function: DNA-binding transcription factor activity, RNA polymerase II-specific; RNA polymerase II transcription regulatory region sequence-specific DNA binding. NCBI's taxonomy places the organism in Eukaryota, Metazoa, Chordata, Mammalia, Diprotodontia, Vombatidae. Gene Ontology annotation, biological process: regulation of transcription by RNA polymerase II. Gene Ontology annotation, cellular component: nucleus. The record is from RefSeq and is a predicted model, not a curated record.